This is a messenger RNA of Nothoprocta perdicaria, 2776 nucleotides long. It is a transcript of the gene SAXO6, whose product is annotated as Mdm1 nuclear protein. The record is from RefSeq and is a predicted model, not a curated record. Bases 117 to 2153 code for a protein of 678 amino acids. Gene Ontology annotation, molecular function: microtubule binding. Gene Ontology annotation, biological process: negative regulation of centriole replication. The transcript has 14 exons. Lineage: Eukaryota; Metazoa; Chordata; Aves; Tinamiformes; Tinamidae.
GGCCUAGGAAUUAAAGAUCGACUCCUGGGAGUACAGGAAUCUCAAGAGAACCCAAGUUCAUUUCCAAGAGAAGGGUACCCCACCGUAACCCCCAGAUUUCAAAGUCCUUCGAAUGGAUGGCAGAUUGUGAUUCCAACGAUUCGUUAGGAACUGAAGCUCUUCCGACUGUGGAAUUGCAGAGGGACAACAAUAACAGUGAAAUGAGUCGGGAAAAGAUUGAAACGCCAGAAGGACCCAGGCUCUCUCCAAAAGUUCGGGCAUAUUCUGCAGAUGCUGGGGCUGAAACAGCUCUUGCUAUUCGAGAAAACAACAYGAAGAAAUCACCAUCUGCAGCUGCACCAAAUCAGGAUGAAGCAUUUGUAUCUCCAAAAAAGGAAUUAGGAAAAGUGGAAAAUGGGCUUCACAGAGUCCUUCAGAGGAAAGCAGGCAUGAAUAUUUCACCUUUAAAUACUUUUCCUAGAAAUUCUGAAUAUCAAAGCCAGUUUGUGUGGAAGAGUCCUCACGAAAAGUCUCCAAUACUUGCAGCUGAGCAGGUAAUUCACAAUGCGAGYAAAUCCAUCCCUCCGUUUAAAUCCGCACUUACUGCUGAAGCUGAAUAUGAGAGAAAUAUCAGAGAGUCUCCUGUUAAGAGUCCACAGCUGAGAUGYGAUUCAGAAGAGAAAGAAUUUCCAGUUUGUGAACAAAAUAAAAGGAAAGAACCGUUUCAAAGGCCAACAGAAGAUGCAUCAAAACAAGGGAAAAAAUCAGAACAGAAACAUCCCAAACAAAAAAAUAAGCAACAGAUCAGUCAGAAACCCCUCUCUUUACAUACAAGUCGUGGGAAGAUGAACACUGAAUAUAGAUCAAAAUUUUUGUCUCCAGCUCAGUAUUUGUACAAAGACGGAGCAUGGUCUCGGAUCAGGAAUAGUGUUCCCAGUCAGGCAUCUCAAAACACCCUAAAUUCCAUGUGGUAUAUGGAGGUGAAGGAGCUUCGAGCCAGAGCCAAGGCCUACAGGCAGCGACUAGAGGGCACCCACUUCUCCCGGCACCACCUCAACCAGAUUCUCUCCGAUAACAACAGCCUCUGGGACGUGUCCUCGACUUCCAGUUCCGAGGAGGGCAUCAGCAACAACAUCAGGGCCCUGGAUCUGGCAGGAGUUUCUGAAAAAGAGACUUCACGGAGCCCCAAMGCGCUGCAGCAGCCUGGGGCUGCCGAAGAGCUGCAGCAGGACAGCCCUGAGAAGAAGGACCUGUCAACUGCCUCCACUGUCCCAGUCAAGAGGCGUUUAGUUUGGGGUGAACAAGAAGGGACUGAAGGAAGAGACAGCCAGCCCUCAGCAGAAGAGGAGGAAAAAGAAAAUGAGCCGGUUGCAAGCGUGGCCCAGGAGACAGGUGAUAAGGAUGGCAUCGAGGAUAAAAACAAUGAAGGCAAGAAGGCCUUGGAGCUGAAUCCCUCUCCGUCAGUCUCUUCUGUGUCCUCAGGGAAAGGUGGCCGGCUGCCCACUCCAGAGCUCAGAGCUCAUGGUGGUGCUCAGAGGACCCACCAUGAUCUCACCACUCCAGUUGUUGGAGGUGCAGUUUUAGUGUCUCCUCCAAAGCCCAAGGUGUCAUCUCCACAGUGGAGAACAAGAAGUUUAGGAACAAACCGUUCUCCAGAUAAGCAAGGAGCAAGAGAAGCUUCAAAAAGAAGAUCCUGCAGGGUGAGCCAGAAAAAGGAAUCAUCAGGCAUUUUAGGAGCUGCUGCAGAAGUGGACGCUGUUUCGCUCCUCACCUCCCCACCUGCUGGCCUGGGAACUUUGGAUCCUUUGCCCUUGAGGCAGGAUGAGUGGCCGGCUGCGGAGCGAGUUCCUCUCGCUUCCCAACACGAGGAGCGUCCCGAGGAGCGCCCCGCUCCUCCUGCUCUGCUGAGGGCCGCCCAGAGCCACCCGCCGCAUUCCUGGAGCCCCUCUUGUCGCAUCCAAGGGACUCUCAAGGACCCGGAAUUCCAGCAUAAUGGGAAUGUUGUGAGUCCCAGAAUGAGAUCUUUCCAGCUACCACUUCAGGAAAGAAACUGCAAUGAUGAAGAUGACAGGCUGUCUCAGAUCUCUGCUCGCUCUGCAGCUUCUAGCUCACUGGCCUCUCAGGUAUUGGAACGAGCUCAGAAGAGGAAGGAAGAUUUCUGGGGCAAGACAUAAUUUGUCCCACUUGUUUUAUAUUAACUGUGCUGUAAAAUGAUGUAUUUUUACAGUUUGUAGUUGUGUACGUUUUUUUAAGCCUGGGAUUGCAAUGUCAUGAAGUGUCCUUUCACCUGUCACUAAGAAGGUCCAACUGUCAGCACAGUUUUCUCAUUUCAGUGUUUAAACUAGUGCUGAAAAUCGAGGUCCUUGAUGUCCUUAAGCAUUCAGUCCUCAUUCGUGAUUUACAGCAGCUGUGUUGAGUGUUUUCUUUGGUUUUGUUUCUGUUUUACAGUGGCCCCUCCUGAAACUGAAACAGUUAUUUUUAUGCAGCCUCUCUGUUACUGUUCAGGUACUCUGCAGUUCUGCUGCAGUCAUGCAGUGUCCAGGGGCAACAGCAGCAUUCCCAGACAUYCCAGUUGCUGGAUUUUAACCAGGUGUAUUAGAUUGUUGUGGUACAUUCCUUUGUUGCUCUGUGAAUUGUGAGUUCAGCACAGUGCUAUAAUACACUUUGUUACUUUAAAUGCUUAACUGCUUAGGUUCCUGUCAGAAAAACAUCUCCUAGUAUUUCCUAACAAACCUAGCAAUGAACAUACAARAGUUUGGGAAAAGAAGGUUAAGCUUUGGAGUUCUCAUUGUCCCAC